CCUGGGCCCUGGGGACCCCCUCGCCCUCCGGCGUUACCCACUUCCGUCUUGAUCUUGCCCCUCGGUGGAGGACAUAAAAUCGCCGUGUAAAACCGUGUCCGUCCUUUCUGUCACUUACUGGCGGCGCUUCCUCUUUGCAAAACUAAAAUGAGGCAACUGUGCAACUCGAAAGCCAGCUCACGGCCUUCCGACUCUUUAGCGACCCUGUAGACCGAGUGGAAACGACAAACAUCCGUAAUAGCAGCCAAAGAAAUUCAGUGGCCCAGGGGAAAAUUAUUCUCUGGCCUGAAUCCUGCACCUACCUUGUUGAAGAAAAGAUUAAGGAACCAUGACCGGAGGAUCUCAAGUCCACCUUUUUUGGGGUGCUCCAACUCACCCACUGAAAAUGACAGUGUCGCAUGAGCCGGCUCCUUCCGUAUCCACUACUCACCCCUGGGGAAAGGUGCAGCUGUUGUACAGUCAGCAUGCUAUACAUCUGAAGGAUGAAGAAUACAGGCAGAAAACCCUUGAAAGUCAUCCAGCCCUAGACAGCAUUGGCUCUCCAGGUCUUAAUAGUCAUUGUCCAGUGCACUCUAGGGAAAGAUCUGUUCAUUUGGAAGCUGACUUAGUAUGUUGUGUUUCUGAGACACAGAAUAUAAAUUCCCAGAAGAGUCUGCCCUCAGGGAUGAAUGAAGUAGUGGACUCCAGUGUUCGAGUAUGUGGGUUUAGAAACAGAAUUCAGCAUUUAACUGGAGAAGAAAAGAACCAAAGGCUUGUUGUUGGAAAUAAGAAAAUUACAGUUGAACAACAUGAAGAUCUGCCCAAUAUAUGUACUCCAAACUUACAAAGAGCAAACUUCCCAUUAGAUCAUAACAGUAUAUUAGAUUCAAUGUGUUCUACCAAACAAAUCAACAUAGGAUCGGAAGCUUUAGAAUCAACCUGUGUGUCAAGAACACCUCAUGAAGUGCAAAAUCCGUGUCUGGAAUUCUCCAAGAUGGCUGAUAAGCCAAGUUCUAAAGAAAUAGUUAUGAAGGAUUCAGACCUUAACUUAUCUACUGAUACUGAAUUUCUCAGUAUAUUGACCUCCAGCCAGGUGGCUUUUUUAGCUCAGAGGAAGCAUAAAGGGAAGAAUUCUCUAAAUAAAAGGGCCAUAAACACAGAGAUUGGACCAAAGGCAAGUCGUGAGGAAAUAGUAACCAAAAAUAAUUUGGUUUGGCCUGGUGAUACCUUUACAGAAGGUGAAAGUGGACAAAAUGAAGCAUAUUCACUUGAACUUUUUAGCCCAGUUUGUCAGGAAAAAAACAGUAGCCAUGAUGUCAUAAACCCUAAUACAGAUCUUGAAGGAAUUAUAAGAUCGCAACAACUUUUCCGUUCUGAAGAAAAGCUGCUGCCAAAUGAGAUCUGUAUUGAGUCGUAUAGUUCAGGAAUACUGUGCUCCCAGCUCAAUACUUUUCAUAAAAGUCCUAUUAAAAGAAGUCGGGCCACUGAAGAUCUACCAGGCCACUCUGAAGCUCCUUCUAAAGUCCUCCAAGUAUCUAAGAAAACUAAGCUUCUUUCUAACGCAAGAGCUCUUCCUGUAGCACUGGACCAGAGGAGUGUGCCUCACUAUGCGCUUCUUAAAAAAACAGCGUUAAUAAAAGAUUGUGAUUGUAAAGACCAAAAAUAUAAUUGCUUGGUCAUGGUGUUAUCUCUGUGUCAUGUGAAAGAAAUAAACAUAAAAUCAGGACCAAAUUCUGGCUCUAAAGUACCUUUGGCAACAAUGACGGUCAUUGAUCAAUCGGAAAUUAAGAAGAAGGUUUCCCUGUGGCGGACGACAGCAUUUUGGGCCCUUACAGUGUUUCCUGGAGACAUCAUUUUUCUCACAGAUGUCACUAUUCAUGAGGAUCAGUGGAUUGGUGAGACAGUACUACAAUCAACAUUUACUAGUCAACUAUUAAAUCUUGGGAAUUAUUCAUCUGUCCAGCCUGAAGAAUAUUCCAGUGUAUUUAGUGCUGUUGCCCUUCAGGACUUACUGGCGUAUGUGUCUUCAAAGCACUCCUGCCUCAGAGACCUUCCAGAGAGGCAGCCUCAGAAAGUGAGCAAUGUAGAAUUUGUAGAACUGGAGCACCUUCAGCCUGAAACCUUGGUCCACGCAGCACUGAAAGUUGUUGACAUCACUAUACUGACAGCAUUAUACAAUUAUAGAGGGCAGAAGCAAAGGAAAGUUAUGUUAACAGUGGAACAGACCCAAGGUCAACAUUAUGUGCUUGUUUUAUGGGGUCCUGGAGCAACCUGGUACCCUCAACUUCAAAGGAAAAAAGAUUAUAUCUGGGAAUUUAAAUACCUUUUUGUUCAACGCAAUUGCAUAUCCGGAAACUUAGAAUUGCAUACAACGCCUUGGUCAUCCUAUGAGUGCCUGUUUGAUGAUGAGAUACGGGCAAUUGAAUUUAAAGCAAAAUUUCAAAAAAGUUUGCCAUCCUUGGUGAAGAUAUCAGACUUGGCAACACACCUAGCGGACAAGUGUUCAGGAGUGGUGCUGGUCAGUGCCCAGAUUUUGGAGCUCGUGUUUCCUAUCACAGCAACCCAGGAGCAGCAGAUCGCCCUGAAUGCUCAGAGUUCUCUGAAGAGUAUUUUCGCGUCUGUUCCCAACAUCACAUAUACUGGCUGUGCAGAGUGUGGAUGCGAACUAGAAACUGAUGAGAACAGGAUCUACAAACAGUGUUUAAGCUGCUUGCCAUUUACUCUGAAGAAGAUAUAUUAUAGGCCAGCUUUAAUGACUGUAACUGAUGGGAACUCUCGUGUUUGUAUUCAAGUGGGAUCACAGCUGAUGGAGAAGAUCCUCCUCAACAUCUCUCCCGAAUGCCUCAACAGAAUCAUAGUACCUUCCUCAGGCAUCACCUAUGGGAUGGUGGCAGCAGACUUGCUCCACGCCUUGUUGGCACUCAGCGGAGCGCCUUGCCUGCUGAAAAUUCAGAGCCUUUUUGUGUUAGACGAAAACAGCUACCCACUGCAACAAGAUUUCUACCUCUUGGACUUUUAUCUUGACAGUGUCAAGCACUGUUCCACACCCUGAGAUCGGCUGAAGAAAUUGUGGGCAAUUCAAGAAAGCCUGUCCUGAAAGGAUUUGACUUUGAAAUAAAUGUAUGACAAGACAAUGAAUUUUACAAAUAGAAUUGUACUAAGUAUAUAAAUUAAAACUUAUUUCUCUAA
Echinops telfairi (small Madagascar hedgehog) is the source of this 3168-nucleotide messenger RNA. RefSeq names its product shieldin complex subunit 2 (gene SHLD2). Lineage: Eukaryota; Metazoa; Chordata; Mammalia; Afrosoricida; Tenrecidae. The record is from RefSeq and is a predicted model, not a curated record. The transcript has 10 exons. Gene Ontology annotation, cellular component: site of double-strand break; nucleus. Gene Ontology annotation, biological process: regulation of double-strand break repair via homologous recombination. The coding region runs from base 329 to 3031 and encodes 900 amino acids.